UUCUGCGUUGUUUUCCACUUUAAGUUGCACUUCGUUAUGUCCAAAUUUUAUAAACCUGGAGACAUCAUUUACUCCGGAAAACCAUUUGCUCAAUGUGUAAAUUACGAGCUAAGAAAACUAAUUUGUGAUAAUUGUUUUCGUUUUUCCCCUGGAUUACUUUGGAAGCUGAAAGCCUGUUGCAAUUGCAGAUACGUUUAUUAUUGCGGUAAACCAUGUCAGAGAGAAUCUUGGAAUCGUCAUAAAUUGGAAUGUCCUCUUUUAUGCAACAUCCAAGAAGAAUGUAAUAAGGAGUUUGUUCGUCUGACUGGACAAGUUAUUCUUUUGCUGAAAGGAAAAGAUUGGAAAUCCAUUUCUGAGCCAGUUGGAAAUACGGAGAAAAGUUUUUACGACUUGGUUUCUAACACUGAGCAUACGAAAAAUGAUUCUAAGUUAUCUUUACAAGGUCUAGAAGUUCUAAACUUAGUAAAAAAGUAUUUGGGGAAAGCCAAUGUCUCCACUGAUGAUGAAAUACUCGAAAUUUUUGGGAAGGUUAAACACAAUGUUUUCGGUGUUGGGAAAGAUUCCGUUUUGUCAGGUUCAGCUUUAUAUCUUGGAGCAUCACUCUUUAAUCAUGCUUGUAUUCCUAAUGCUAACCGAAAUUUCCAAGGAGCCACCAUAAUCGUUCGAGCAAUUAGCAAUCUAUCUCAAGAUGACGUUACAAAGGUGACUAUAUCGUAUCGCGAGUUGCUCUUCUCAGAUGAGUCUUUUAAAACAAAAGACUUCUUUUAUGGCCCAUGCAAAUGUGAUGACUGUUCUCUUCCUUAUGGGGAAUCAAAGUUGACAAAAAUUUUAGACAAGACACGCGCAUGGAGCGUCAUAGAAAGCACUAAACGAGCACUUGAUGUGCUGAGGAAUCUUCGUAACUUUGCUGGUAAGUACAAUUUGUGUUGA
Uloborus diversus is the source of this 930-nucleotide messenger RNA. RefSeq names its product N-lysine methyltransferase SMYD2-A-like. The transcript is spliced from 9 exons. The record is from RefSeq and is a predicted model, not a curated record. Gene Ontology annotation, cellular component: nucleus. NCBI's taxonomy places the organism in Eukaryota, Metazoa, Arthropoda, Arachnida, Araneae, Uloboridae. The coding region runs from base 37 to 930 and encodes 297 amino acids.